CUGAAAUGACGUAAAAAAAAUAAUUUAGGAUUACGAGGGUGCUACCCUGAUGGGAUGUGAGCUGAAUCCUAAGAUCGUGUAUGUAGAGUUCACCGCCGUUGUCCGCCGUCAGAAGGAGAUCUUGAAGAAGUUGGUGGAGAGAAAACAGGCGGAGAUAAGGAAGGUUCAUUCGGGACUAACCUGCUUCAGGGACGGAGUAACUGAGAUUCCAGUAGAGAGUAUCCCAGGGAUCCUUGAGACAGGAUACACUCCACCUCAGGCUAAAAAUACAAGGUCGAGUGAAGACAAGAUGGACCAGGAGACCCUGUACAACACCCUCAAGGUGAUUCUCCAUGCUUGCAAGACCUUCCAGUAUGCCUGGCCGUUCCUUAACCCUGUUGAUAGAAAGGCUGUUCCUGACUACUACGACCACAUCAAGUUCCCGAUGGAUAUGAAGUCGAUGGGUGAACGGUUGAAGGCCAACUACUAUGUGAACAGAAGGCUCUUCAUCGCAGAUAUGAAGAGAAUGAUCACCAACUGUAAGGCAUACAAUUCCCCUGAAACAGAAUACUUCAACUGUGCUACACACCUGGAGAAGUUUUUCUUCACAAAACUACGAGAUCAUGCGCUGCUAUAGAUAAACACCUGUUAAUGUACGAUGUAUAAUGUACAGAGAUUUUUCUUCAAAACUUCGAGAUCAUGCACUGUUUAGGCCACCACUAGUAGUGUACGAUAAACAUAGUUUUCUAAACAAAGCUACGAGAACAUUCUUUGCUUUAGUUUAACACCAGCACAUUUUACAAUUUUUACAGUGUAAAUUGUAAAUUAAUGUAAAAAACGUUAUGUGCAUUGCAAGUUAGAAGUUGUAAACUGUACAUUGGACAUUCAUGCAGUUCUUGGGAUCCAUUUCAUUUUAACUCGGAUCGGAAUCUGGAUGCAGCUAUUAAAUAUUUUUUUUAAUGAUGCUAAUUUCUUUUCCAAGAAAUAUUAUACCGGAAAUUUUUGUGUUUGCAAUAUAUUAUGCGGAAACUUGAUUUACUAUUAAAUGAUUUUUUAGGGUUUAGUUGUUGACACUAAAAUGUGUAAUAUGAGAAAAAAAAAUUUAAAAAAUAUUUUUGGUUGACAUUUUGCUGCUUGGAUCCGGAUCUGUAUCCAAUAAACUAAAAUGUUCAAUGGAUUCUAAGCCCUGGUGCAAAGUAUAUCCUCUGAUGUUAAUACCUUAUGAGAAGUAAAUGUACAAUGUACAGUUAUUUGUAGCUUCUCUGUAAUUAUUUUACUAUUUGUAAAACUUUGUUCAACGCUUUUGUACAUCAUUCAUGUUCUUUUAUUUCUUCCUAGUUCACGAAAUUACUUUAUUUUUUUUGGGGAAUAGUUAAUGUUUAAUUCACUUUAAGUAGAUAAUUUUCACGCGUUUGAUUUUAAUUAAAGAAGAUUAGACAUGUUCUACAUGUUUAAUUUUUGUCAACAUAUGUACUUGGACGUCUUAUUCAGUAGACAUUUCAUACAAGUUUAAUCUUAAUUUAUCUUAAAGGGACUGUAAGCGUAAUUUCAAAUGACCCUCCACGAAAAAUUGACAAUCUUAUUUACAGUUCUACCGGCCUUAAAAGCUUUGUCUGAUCAAGCAUGAAAUAGACAAAACUCAUGAUUUUUAAUUUUAAUUUCUCUGCAAAAGUGGCUUGCGCAUUUUUACUGCACUGCAGGAGAACGUACAUUGAAUUUUAUGAAAA
Eurytemora carolleeae is the source of this 1706-nucleotide messenger RNA. Its product is annotated as histone acetyltransferase KAT2B. The transcript is spliced from 5 exons. Gene Ontology annotation, biological process: positive regulation of transcription by RNA polymerase II; chromatin remodeling. Gene Ontology annotation, cellular component: histone acetyltransferase complex. The coding region runs from base 50 to 616 and encodes 188 amino acids. Gene Ontology annotation, molecular function: protein binding; histone H3 acetyltransferase activity. Lineage: Eukaryota; Metazoa; Arthropoda; Copepoda; Calanoida; Temoridae. The record is from RefSeq and is a predicted model, not a curated record.